Molecule: messenger RNA, 2962 nt
Organism: Ilyonectria robusta
Lineage: Eukaryota; Fungi; Ascomycota; Sordariomycetes; Hypocreales; Nectriaceae
Product: sulfatase domain protein
Exons: 1
Coding region: 260-2806 (848 amino acids)
Source: RefSeq, a predicted model, not a curated record
UUAGCGUCAAUAGUGGCUCAAAUAGAGGAAUGCAGGGGCGCAUUCUAUUGAUUCUGCUUUAGUCAAGGGGUCACGCGACACUAGACGCUCCCAGACCAAUAUUUAAUAGCCCUGAUGAGGAAAAGAAAAGAAAGACCAUUUCUGUCGGGGAAGGGUUGGGCAAGACGUCAAUCAACUUGGCUCAAAACUUGGCUCACCGCUGGAAAGCUGGUGCGGGACGGUUGACUUCUCUUGUCGAAUCUACGUUCCUCCUGUCGACAUGAUCACGAACCUCCGCAUCUUGAGCCGCCGCUGGGUUGGCGCUCUUGUCACCCGCUGCGCCAACUAUCGCUUCCUUCAUGCCAUCGCAGCCGUGUCGGUCGUCAGCGCCAAGGCUGCUCACAUCUACGCCCAUAUUGAUGCGCUGGGGAUAGACCCGGUGCUGCACUGGGGGCUGUCAUUCUUCGCCCAGGAUGUCGCGCUGCUCAUGUUCCUACGCCUCGCCGGCACAGCCUCUGUUGGUUCUGUUCCUUGGCUGGGGUCCGUUGCUUCGACCGUGGUCUUGGUCACGGUGGUAUUCGUUCUGGCGCUGGCGAGCUUCGACAUCUCCUUCUUCAUCGUUGCGGGCUCUGAACUUCAUUGGCGCAACAUCGGUUUUGCCGGCGACGCGUCGUCCCUGAAGCUGCUGCUGGCCGGGUUGAUGUCGUGCUUGCUGGUAUUUGCUGCUAUACUCGUCACAAGCAGCGUUGUGCAGGAACUCAGCUAUGCCGCGAUGAGCAUUGCCUUGGACAUUGUUAAAUGGCCCUUCGUCCUCCUUUGGAACUCGUCUCCGAUACGACGCUGCCUGCCGCCUACAGCCCAGUACGCUCAUCUCUUACAGCAGGACGCCGAACUCGCCGGGGAGUCUGCCAUUGAGGACGAAGAGAAACCUCGUCUAAACCAGAGUGGCAGGCUGCUGGAAAGGAAGUGGGGACUUCUUUCGUAUGCAAUGGUUGGAGCUUCAUUGAUAGCCAUGACCUUUGAGUCCAUUGCUCGACCCGAAGAUAGCGCAUUUGCAUUCAUGUCAUGGACGCUACCUUUGCUCCCCUUUGUGGACUUUGCAAACUCGUCGCCCAAUCUCGCCAGUAUGACCCCAGUGUACGGAGACUGCAUCAACUACACCUGGGAUAAUCUCACGGCGCUGGACGAGCCGAUCUCUCUCCCCUGGCUCCCUGCGGACAGACCACUCCCGGGAUUCGAGGACUGGUACGAAAAGAAGAAGCAUUACAGCGCUACAGCGGACCCCAUGAGAAUCUCUAACUGGGAGAACGACCUGCUCCCCGAUCUCCGCGGCAAGCUUCGCGACGUCAAAAUCCGACAUGUGAUGAUUGUUAAACUCGAGGGCACCAGGAAAGACGUCUUCCCGAUCAAAAAGCACGAUUUCGUUUGGAAUCAACUGGCCAAAUCGCUCAAAAACAAAACGAUGCUGUUGCAAGCGCAAGAAAAGCUGGCAACGCUUGUUCCGACCGCCAACUUGCUCACGGGCGACUACAACGAUGGCUUCCCACACCUAGAGCAGAAACCACGUGGUGGCAUCAACUUCAACAAUGCUCUCACCACGGCGAGCUAUACGCUGAAGAGCCUCACAGGAACGCUAUGCGGACUGAGUCCGCUCGUCGUCGACUUCAACGUGGAGAUUCACCAUCACAUCUACCAGCCAUGCUUGCCGCACAUAUUGGAGGCUUUCAACCAGCUUGACCACGGUAGUGACGGCUCCAUGGACGGCUUUUCCUCGUUCAAGUGGUCAUCCUCUUUUAUGCAGUCCGUCACAGGCCUGUUUGACAAGCAAGACGUUCAGAUGCCGCUGCUGGGGUUUCCCGAGGGCAACAUCAUCACAGAGCAGUAUCUAACCGGGCCGGAACCCAAGUUUGGCCCUGUUGUUCGACCCCAAUCUGGUGGCGGCCUGUCCGAGUUCACGUUGGAAGAGUACAUCCGGGAUACCUUCGCGACGGCCAAACAGAAGAAUGAAAGGGUAUUUCUAACGCACUUGACGGGUACCACGCACCACCCCUUCAAGAUACCGAGCGACGAGGAGAUAGCACGCCUAGCGGAAGGCGACGAAUCAACCGUGCUGUCCAAGUACCUGGACACGAUAGGCUACGUCGACGGCUGGCUGGCCAAGCUGCUGGACAUUCUGGAGGACGAGGGCGUCGCCGAUGAGACUCUGCUGGUCUUUGUUGGCGACCACGGUCUCUGUGUUGCAGAGAGCAACUGCAUCACGCCGUACUACGCCCCCGGCGUCGCAAACCUGCACGUUCCCCUGGUCUUCUCGCACCCGAAGCUGCCAGUAAUCGACGUCGAAGACGCUGUCACAUCACACCAGAUCCUUCCCACCAUCCUGGACCUGCUCGUCGAGACCGACUCGCUGUCGGCGAGCGAGAGUCAGGCGGCGCAGGACCUGAUGCGUAACUACGAGGGGCAGUCUCUCCUGCGGCCCGCCAGCGACUUCUCGCUGGUGACGGGCCAGCCCAACUGGCAGUUCACCGUCAUGAACCCCGGCCGCGCCAUGCUCAGCGUGCGGGACGCUCACCAGCCGAACCUACGCGUCGUGGUCCCCAUCGUGCACGACAUCGAGUGGCGCUUCAGCAACCUGACGCGGGAUCCGCAUGAACAGGCCACGGUCGUUGCGUUUGACUUCAGGCAGUUCCUGGGCAAGGUCGAGCGCGAGCACAGUGCCGAGGCGGCGGCGUGGGUAGAGAAGGCGGCGUUUAUGAGUCGAUGGUGGGUUGAGGAGAAUCGACGGCGCUGGCGGUUUGAUGAGGACCUGGAUUAUACGCCACCUGUUUGAUGACGGCUGAUGACGAUUGAUGACGGUUGGCGAUGAUGGUAUUGAACUUCAGGGUAAUUAUUAGAACACACAAAGUAGUAAUUUCACACCUAAUGUAGUAUAUAAACUUCUGAAAUAAGUCAGAAUUAGUCUUAAUUCCUAGUCAACGCUCUAAAA